Molecule: messenger RNA, 1593 nt
Organism: Amaranthus tricolor (Joseph's coat)
Lineage: Eukaryota; Viridiplantae; Streptophyta; Magnoliopsida; Caryophyllales; Amaranthaceae
Exons: 1
Coding region: 185-763 (192 amino acids)
Source: RefSeq, a predicted model, not a curated record
UAAUGUCGUCAUUAUUACAGAAAUGCCAUCAUCUUCUUCUUCCUAUUAAUACCCUUUCUGCUACACCUCUAGGUUUGGAGAACUGAAAUCAAAAACCCCCUUUUUUAGAAAAAUAAAAUAAAUUAAAAAAUUCUUUCUUUUCUCUACUCUCACUGAUACAUCAAUUUCUCUCUCUUCAAUAACAAUGGCGGCAACAUCACGCCAUGAACGCUCACUAUCUCCUUCUGGAAGGUUUUGUGCUUCUUCGAUUUCAUCGUCUACUUUCUCUUCUUCUUCUCCAUCAUUUUCUCAUCAAUCUCCUUCUUCCUCAAUUUUACAUCGAUCCUCAUCUCCGACGAGAGUAAGCAUCUAUGGAUCUUCAUCUCAAACGACGUCGUCUUUUAAAUUUUCAAUUAAUCAAUCUUUUUCUGCUGUUAAUCGGAAUCGGAAUCCGUUUCCGACGGCGGCGAAGAAGAAAACAUGUAUGUGUUCUCCGACGACGCAUCCAGGUUCUUUCCGGUGUAAUUACCAUAAGAAUCUUGAGAUGAAAAAACAGCAUCAGGCGGCGUCGUAUCAGCCGAAUCGAUUGAAUAUGCGUAGAUCGGCGAUGACGAACUCGCUCGUGAGAAUCGGAUCUGUUGAAGGUGGUGAGUGGGUUAAACGUGCUCUUGCUACAUUAAUUCGUCCUUGCGCUCACCAGCAAAGACGGCGUGUUGAUUUUCAGCCGCGUCCGAGUCGACUCAGUAUCAUGUCAAAAGCUGAGGAUGGUGACGGUAGUAAUUGACGAUUUCAAGUUUGGAUUUUGUUUUGUUCUCUGUACAGGAGCGGCGGAGUGUCCGAGUGAACUCACUGAGUUGCUGAUCGUUUCUCUGAGUUGAAGCUGAGAUGUCUCGCCGAGUUUUUGUGUUUUUGUAAAUAGAAAAAACCCAGAUCUGAAUAUUAUACCGGAUGUAGUGGGUUGUUAUAAUUUUUCUGGAUCACUUUUUAUUUUCAGUAAAAUUACUAUUACUUGUUGUUUUUUGGAUGAAUAUUUUGUUUAUAUUUAAGUUACUUUUUUUUCCUUGAAUCUACAAAUUCCACUUAACUAAUUUAAAUUUAAAUAUUUAAAAAUUGAACAACAUGACAAAUGCAAAAAUUACUGUUCCAAAUUUUCUGCUCAAUUUGGAAUCUAAUUGUUUUCCUGUUUAUACACUUUCAAAAUAAAUACUAGGAAGUACUUCUAUUAUUUAUUUUAUUCUUGUAUUUGUUUUAUUUGUGGGUUGUUUAUCUGCAAUUUUAUAUUUUUUUAAUUUUUGUUUCAUGUGUGUGUUAUAUUAUUUUGAAAUUUAUUAAAUAUUUAUUUUUGGGAUGUGAGAUCUGAUGUGUUUGUUUGUUUUCCUCCACAGGCUUCACAUGAAGGGAAUGAAUAUGAGCAAUUGGAGAUUGAUUUCUUUGGCCAAAAAUUCCAACUUGAUUUGGGAUAUUUGUGGACAUUAUUAUUAUAGGAAUACUUUUAAAAAAAAAAAAAACAAAUUUUGCCUUAAAUAAGAAAUAGAGUAAUUAAGUAAACAACCUUCUAACUUGUGAAGACUAAUUUACGUGAAAAAGACAAACACCAGUUGUUGCCACCUUGCA